AUGCCUUCACCACGCGGCCAUCGUCACCACAGCCACAACAACUCACAAAAGGCACACAACCUUGACCAACUAGAACACAUUAUCGAGGAUGAUAAGCAACUCUUUUAUGACCUCGCCAAUAUCCACAACAACAACCAAAGCCCGCCAACAUGUACCCGCCACCCUCGCUGGAUCACCUUUGGGUGUAUCAUCUUUUCAGUCAUGCUCUCCAGUACGCUGCUCAUGACCAAGAACUGGCAAUCGCGGACCUCGGUUGGGCGUAGUGGCGGUGCGUUGGAUGGGGAGAGGGAGUGGAGGUGGCAGGAAAUGGAUCCUUGGAAGGCCAUUGCGUUAGCUGAGAUGGAGAACUCUAAGGAUUCGACGUCGCCAUCAUCAAUGCUACAACCACAACAGGGCCAGGAUCAGAUAGGACAGGGAUCGGAUGAUAGAACUUCACCAAGCGCUCAAGGGAUAAAGACAUGGGAUUUGAACGACCCUGCACUCGCCCUUGGAACAUUCCUGGACUCUCCCGACUGGAAAUCCCAACCACUCAUUCCAGGCGCCGAUUUCGUGAACCUCCUACGAGUCCUCCGACCAGUCGACCACGCAUUCUUCAUCACCCUCUUUGUCAACCAGUCGCCCGGUCGCCUGGAGGCUGCGCGAGAGGGGGGCAAGGGUAUGUCACCCAAGGCUUCUGCAAUACCAAUCCAUGGGCAGCAUGGAUGUGGGUCUUGGAUUCAGGAUUAUAUCGAAUACCAGAGUGCGAUCUUGGAUGGGACUCUGGCCGCACGGUAUACUGUUCAUGCCUGUUCAAGUGCAACGACACAUAUACCAUCGCAACAACAGGAACAGGAACAGGAACAUGAUCAGGAGCGGGAGAAGCAGCCGUGUGGGAAUGUGUUCUCGCAGAUGAUUGCCAUGACCUCGGCGUUUGCUUGGUCUGUCAAGGAGUCGAGGGGUUUCUUCUUGAGACCUGAUCAGAUCCGCAGGCUCCAGGACAGCUUCCGGUCACCCGUCCUCCAACAACAGUGGUCGUUUCCUUUUCCGCCCCGGCUUAAGGUAGCCAGCGCCGCCAAGGUCGAUACUGAAGAGAUGACUACUCAGGGCCUGGAGACUUUGUUUGGAUUGGAAGAUGCACUCUUCUCAGGGACAGAUGAUGGAACUGUGGAUCAGGCACAGGAUCGGUUGUGGGUAAUGAGGAGCAAGAGCAGGAACCGCGUCAGUUUUGAACGCACCCUGUCAGCACCCAACGACUCUAUUGUCCACCCCUACCAACCCUCCUCGCAACUUAAUCGUGGUGGCCAGCAACAUCCCAGCAAAGCUAUGAGCCCUAUCCAGGUGAAGAAACUAAAGGACGACCUAGAGUCAGAGGGCGUCGAACUCAUACUCCAACAGGAUCUGUUACCGCUCUUCGUCAACACCACCCACACCCUCGACCAAUUCAUCGACCUAGGUCUCCCUCUCCCCCACCGGAUCCUAGAAGACCACCAAAUACGCCACCAAUCAAAACAACAACACCCCACUGUGUCAUCCACUGUGUCAUCCACUCCAACGUCCAUCCGCGCCCCCUCCGCCCGCGGCUCCCUCUUCAGUCCCUCCUACCCUUCCCUCUCAUCAUCCUCAUCCAUCUCGCACAAGGCCAUCACAACUGCCCUCCACGCCGCAACCCACGACUCCCACGACAUCUCCCGGAUCCAGGCAGCACCCAAGACCUUUGGCUGCUUUCUCGACAUCCUCCUCCAACCACAACUCAAUCUCCAACAACUUAUCCACCCCUACGCCACCCUCUUCCAACUCCCUGCCAUCUUUUCCAUUGGCAUUUUUAUUAAAUCCGACCCCUCCACUUCCUCUACACCUACAACUCCUCAUUCCUCGUCAUGGAAAUCAAUGUCGGCGAAUCGCCAGAGAACAGUCGACAGGUACCUGACCUGCGCUCGUCAGAUCGUCCGCGAAUUCGCACCCAAACGCAAGGGCCAAAAAGUCGUCUAUGUCGUAGUCUCCGAGGACCCUGGGAUGGCCCGGGUCAUGGAGUCCCAGGAGGAGUGGGAUGAAGAAGUCAUCGCCCCCUCCUGGACACGUUACAAAGACCGGCACCAUCGUCAGCCUGUUCAACCUCAUCAAAACGAUCCCUCCACAGGACCAGGACCAGCACCAGAACCAAUGCAACUGACAAAACAACAGCAACAAGUCUUGGAGAACUGGGUGCUGAGCAAGACGGACUAUCAGGUCGUCUCGGACCAAUCUGAUUUCGCAAAGGUGGCAGUGUGGAGGACACGGCGUGAGGGACGAAGUGUUGUCAUUCGCGAGAACCCAGCUCUUGAACAGUUUAUGGCCUCUGGUGGUCAGGAUGAGGGAUAUGUCGAUAUGUUGGACUGUGGCAUCCUUCUCAACAACCUAAUCAACCGCGAUUAG
This is a messenger RNA of Linnemannia hyalina, 2391 nucleotides long. NCBI's taxonomy places the organism in Eukaryota, Fungi, Mortierellomycota, Mortierellomycetes, Mortierellales, Mortierellaceae. The record is from the annotation of a GenBank genome assembly.